Caretta caretta (loggerhead turtle) is the source of this 2891-nucleotide messenger RNA. The record is from RefSeq and is a predicted model, not a curated record. Lineage: Eukaryota; Metazoa; Chordata; Testudines; Cheloniidae.
GGCAGGACUCUUCCCUCCUGAGCCUUUGCCUAGGGCGUGAGCUAGAGAUUUUCUCCGCACUCCCCUUCCAACCCCCGCGCUGCUCAUCAACACGCCCCCCCCUUCACACCCCCUUCUCUCCGCCCCUCCGGCGGGGGGAGCCGUCCUCUGGGAGUGACCCAGCCCUGGCAGACCCCUCCCCGCAGACCGCGGCCAGGAGCCCACCGAGGGGGGCCGGGCUGGAUCAGGCAGAGCGAGCGCCCGGAGCCUGCGGCACGCACCCGGGGCAGCGUUGGUGCCUGGCCGGUGCUGAGCGCACAAGCCCCGCGAGGGGACGCGCCGGAGCCGGUGUCCGCUCAGAGCUGCGGGGAGAUGCUGAGGAGGCGGCGGGUCUUCGCCGUGGAGCCGCUCUGGAGCCGAGGAUACUUCCUGGAGUGUGAGGCAAAUGUGGUCUAGUGGACCGAGCAUGAAGCCAGAGUCCAGGAAUUCAUGAGUUGGUGCGUGACCUUGGAUGGCGCACAGAAGCCCUGGGAGAGCUGCGUGGUGCUAACCUCGGCCAGCAUCUACCGCAAGCUGCAGGAAGCCUCUGGAGAGAGCACGGAUCCCGCUCCCGAGCCACAGCGGGGCAGCAGAAUGAGCGGCGAGCUGGGUUUAUGGGACCAGGCCGGGUCACCGACGGAGCCUGACCUCCCCCAGCAGCUGGGCCUCUUCCCGAAGAGCGGGCGGCUCCUCAAGUCGGAGUCUGAGGACUCUGGGGUGGAGAUGGCCGGCAACGAGAACUCGCCCUCCACCCCGCUGGGCUCGGAGAGCAGCUUCUCCCUGGACUGUCUUGAUGGCUUCCAGCCCUCCACCGCAGACUCUGCUGCCAGCGACCCAGAGGAGGGCUGCCCCGAAGCAGAGGGGCCAGAGGAGCCGGAGCCUCUCCGGGAGCGGGCCUACCUCCGGAACCUGUCGGUCAGCAAGAAGCUGGCCCAGGUGAUGCAGCGCUCCGGGAAGCUCCAUGCGCCCAGCCGCUCUCCCAAGCCACUCGGCCGGAAGAGCCUGAACCUGGUGGACUUGGAGCUGUUGGCUUCCUACGGCUUGCAGGAGCUGAGCGGUCAAGGUGGGGCUGCAGAGGGGCACAGCCAAGCCCUCUCUGGCCGCCGGAGCCUAGAGGAACAGAGCACUGAGUCCUGUGGGGAGGAAGUGGAGGUGCGGAGAGACCCCUCUUUAACCCUGCCAGGCCAGGGCCUGCGCUACCUGGAGCACGUCUGCCUGAUGCUGGAGAAGAUUGCCCAACUGCAGCAGGCCAACCUGCAGCUCCAGCAGCAGCAGAAGGCGAUGGAGAACCGGCUGUGGGGCCAGCAGGCUGAGAACGCGGUGCCCUCUGAGGAGAGGCCAUGCAGAGCCCCAGAAGAGCGGGGACUGUCCGAGCCGGACCCAGCACCUGAGAGCAGGGCGGAGGUGGAAAUGCAGGAGGAGGAUUUGCCUCUGGACUCUUGGAGGCCCCACCACUUCAGGGCGCGCUCGGUCUCAGACACCGGGGUGCUCCAGGACCUGACCAGGAGCUCAGAGAACAAGCCGGUCUGCUCCAGGAAGACGGCAAUGCACUGCGUCAGCUCACCCACCCUGCUGGAUCAGCCGGACUCGGGAGCCCAUACCCUACCACCAAACAUGAGACCCAGGAAUGACCGCUCGCACUGGGGGAAAGUCAAAGUGCUGAUCAACAGGAUCACCAGGAAAUCCAUCCGGGCCAGCGAGCCCUCCCCGUUUGGGGAGUCGGCCGUCGACAGCAGACACUGUCGUCUGGAAGCUUCACUGGAGAAACACGGCUCCCACCCCAGGAGGAGCUUCCUGCCAGCCCUGGGGGUGAAGAAACACCGCUCGAAAACCCUCUCUGUGCGCUGAGUGCCCCGAGGCCGCGGGAGCCUCUUGGAGACAGGAAGGAUUUAAAGCUGCUGAGGCUUCCCUGCCGUGAACGGGGGAGCAGUAUACACUCUCCAUAAAGGGUCCCCUUCAUCCCCCUGCCCCCUCGAUGCUGGUUUGGAUUUCCCAGUCUCGCCCGCUUCGAUGAGGCUGAUGGGAUUUCUGGCUCUUCUGUGGAAAAAGGAGGGCGGCGAGGGGCAGGUGUUGCUCUGCUUCUGUUCCUGUGGAGCUGUGACGUAGAAGCCAAGCAACCGUGGAUCAAGCCUGCAUAGACAUCUGAACACUGGGGUGCACGCUCUCCCUACUAACCCCUCGUGGUGGGCAUGCUUAGGAUGCCCAUUCCUCCAUUGAGGCAGGUCCUCAAGGAAGCUGGGUGAGCCCCAGAAGGCCUCUGGUGUCUGUUUACACACACACUCUCUCUCUCUUGCCCAGCAUCUCCCCCGGGUAUGUUUGUCUUUAGCAGGCUGGUUCUGAAAUCUUGCUACUUCCUAGCUUGCAGCGUGCUGCUGCAGAUGCUAGGAGGCGCUCCCGCUGCGCUGCUCGCUGACUCACUCCCACCACCUUCAUCCUCCUGUGACUGCAGGCAGCUCCAAGGCUGCUCUUGGUAUCCGGGUCUCAACGGUGGGUAACAAGGAGCCUUGACCACUGGGCCGCUCUCCCGCAGACCUUAACGGAACUACGGGGCUGACCUGUGUGCAACCGGAAGUCUCCCUUCCUCCUAAGGGGAUGUCCAUCCAAACUCCCGUUCUGUUCAGCCCCCGUGCGUCGGCUAGGACUCCAGUGCUGGGGUCUCUGCACAGCAGUGAGAAAUCCCCGGCAUUGUCAAACGUGAACGAACUCCUCUGACUGCUUAGUGGACCACUACUAGCACCUGGUCAAUUUGUAAAUGCACCAGUGUAUUUGUAUGUAAUGUGUUUAUAUGGUCUGAUGGAGAGAGGUGCUUAUGGAGGCUGAUGGAUUCUUAGACACUUAACAAAAAUAAAUUCCCACUGAGUUUUGCAUCCUGA